Messenger RNA from Xyrichtys novacula (pearly razorfish), 8476 nucleotides. The record is from the annotation of a GenBank genome assembly. Lineage: Eukaryota; Metazoa; Chordata; Actinopteri; Labriformes; Labridae.
GCAGACGAUUUAGCAGAAUGAAUUUUGUCCCACAAUGGCUGCCGUCAGCAGGAGCUGUCAUUACAGGGAAGCUAAAUCACCAUUCAGACGAAAAACAAUGCCUUUUAAAUCCUACUGGACCCUCGCUUUUCUUGUUUGUAUAGCAAAGCUGUGUUUUGCUGAAGACGACCAUGAAAUGGAAGAGUUUUUGAAGCGGGAGUUCUCUCUAUCCAAGCCUUACCAAGGUAACCGUUAUGCGUUUAUCUUCAGUGGGGAGGGGAGAUGUUUCUAGAAAAUCUCGGAAAGACCUCAAAUCACAACCAGCAAACCUUAUCGAAAUGUUCAGAUUUGUUUUACUAUCAUUAGAUCUUGAAGUGGACGCUGCUGCUGUAACCCUCUGCUUACAAACCUUUAGUUUAAUAUAAUCAGCCUAUAAGCUGAGCAGUCAUACACUGACUAUAACAGACUAGAUCAUUAUGUGUGAAGUGUUUGCCCCUGAAUUUGUCCUCCUUUUGCACCUGCUCCUUUAUUUUGUCAUGAAGCUGGAGGCUGUUUUGUCGUCUAUUUCAACAGACUCCAUUGUGUUGUGUCAGCUUUUGUCAUCAUUAUAAUAAUGGUGUGUUAUUUGUGUACUCAGGUGUGGGAUCCUUGGGUUCCUCCCACUGGGAGCUGAUGGGAGAUUCCAUGGUAACCACCGACCAGGUGCGCCUCACACCUGAUAUGCAGAGCAGACAGGGGGCAGUCUGGAGCCGGAUUGUGAGUAUAGGAGUAUUGAUCUCAUAUAUGUUGUCUCCACUAUUAUUCAUGCAAGAAUCAAGCAGAAUAAAUCUACUUUUGCUUGUUUUAUUGAUUUCACUAAAGCUUUUGAUUGGAUUUAUAGGGACUUUCUACAGUAUAGAUUGUUAAAAUCAGCUGUAAAUGGAACAUUUUAUAAUGCCAUCAAGUCUCUUUACCAAGCACUGGCUGCCUAUGUUCAGAUGAAUGAUGACAGAACUAGAUGGUUCCCUCAGCAUUUUGGGGUGAAGCAAGGAGAUAUUUUAUAUCCAACUUUGUUUGCAGUUUAUGUUAAUGAUCUAGCCCUUCAAAUUAAAGCUUCUGGCUCGGGAAUUACAGUUGACGAUCAAAAUGUAGCUUUAUUGCUAUACGCGGAGGACCUCGUCUUACUGGCUGAACAUGAAAGUGAUCUGCAGUUAAUGCUUGACAUUGCUGCAGAAUGGUGCUGGAAAUGGAGACUAGAGGCAAACCAGGAAAAAACCCAAAUAGUACACUUCAGACCAAAAUCACUACAAAGAAGUUUAGUUUAUUUAAUUUUGGGUCAAUAAUGUUGUCAUAUACUGAUCAGUAUAAAUAUCUUGGACUGACAUUAGACGAGCAUAUGACAUGUAAUGAUGCUGUUAGCACCUUAGCUCAGUCAGCGGGUAGGGCACUGGGGUCUGUCGUGAAUAAAGUGAACCACUGUGGUCAUUUAGGAUUCAACACCUUUACACAACUCUAUGAAUCAGGGGUAUGUCCAGUGUCUGAUUAUGCUUCUGGUGUUUGGGGUUCCAGAGAAUAUUCAAGUUGUAACGCUGUGCAUCAUAGAGCUAUCAGAUCCUUUUUGGGAGUCCAUAAAUUGACUCCAGUGUUGGCAAUUAAUGGUGAUAUGGGAUGGGAACCUCCAAGCAUCAGACACAAAUGCCAAAUGAUUAGGCUAUGGAACAGGCUGGUGAAGAUGGCUGACCAGAGACUCACAAAAAAAGAUUUUUAAUUGGGACUUUAGAUUUCGUAACUCCUGGACAACCGAAUUAAAAUCUUUAUUUUAUUCUAAUGGUUUGUUUUUUAUUCUCCAAAAUAAACUACAAUGUGAUGUAAAUGAAAUAAGACAUACAGUGUUUUCCAGAUAUAAAGAAAAGUGGAGUAAUGAUAUUUGGUAUAAACCUAAGUUGUGAUCUUAUUGUCUCAUAAAGGACAGGUACACAGCUGAACCUUAUGUGAAAUAUAAUUUAAGCAGAAGACAGCGAUCUCUAUGUGCACAAAUACGGUCAGGAACAUUACCAUUAGCCCUAGAGACAGGCAGGUUUAAUGCCACUCCAGAGGAGGAGAGAUACUGUAUGUUUUGCGAACUAGGUGACAUUGAAAAUGAGGUUCACUUUUUGUUUUACUGCCCUAAAUAUAUUGAUAUAAGAGAGGUAUUUGUUCGUAAAAUUAGGUGAUUAUGAAAAACUUGAAAUCUGUUUCGCUAAGGGAGCCUUUAUUGUAGCAGACUAUAUUUGUCAAGCUUGGGAACGAGACAAAACACAUUAUAUGGCUAUGAGUUGUAAUGGAAUGUAAUGUAUUGUAAAGCAUGUUGUAAACUGGAUUUGGUGUCUUAUAAACCCAUAAGGGUUGGGCACUUUAUGUGCAGGACACGAAAAUAAACUAUCUAUCUAUACUUUCAUACACUGACCGGCCCUAAUACUAUGAACACCCGGGCAGUCUAAUACAAUUAGUGAUGGGCACGACAGUUCUUCUAGAUGCACUGAAUCACUAGAAUCAGUUCACUAAAAAGAUUUGUUCAAAAGAUUCCUUCACCAAAUCACUGAAUCAUUAAGCGGGAGAAGCCUGCGACUCUCUAUUGUAUGCAAGUUGUUGUGGUGGCAAUUUAGAAGUGAAAAACAAGGUAGUUUUGUCCGACAAAAAUGAUUCCAAAGAGUGUAGUUCAAUGCGUGAUUCGUUCACCAAGUGAUUCAGGCAUUGGUGCAUGUGGUCCCUCGUUCGCCGGCUGCAGGCCUGGCAAUGCUGUUUCUCUCUUCAGCUUAACUGAAGUGAGAAACAAAUGAACCACCCGAGGAAGUGAUUCGGUUCAGUAGUUCACUUAAAAGAUUUGGUUCUUUUUAACAAAUCGUUCACGAACGACACAACACUAAAUACAUCCACUGUAAGCCAGAGUUUCUGUGUUCAUGCUUUAUUUGGCGACCAUUGUCUGUCUCUUGACCUAACCUGAUCUGAAGUGAGCUAUUUUUCUCAUCAGUCAUCCUUUAUGUAAUCUGUGUGUGUUUCCAGCCCUGCCAUCUGAAGGACUGGGAGAUGCAAGUGCACUUUAAGAUUCAUGGGCAAGGGAAAAAGAACCUGAACGGUGACGGAUUGGCCAUCUGGUACACUAAGGAGCGCAUGCAGAAAGGUAAACAAUUGUCUUUACACAGACUGACUCCUCAUUUUAAAAGUAUCAUUGUUGUGAGUUAUAAACUCUUUGUUUCUUUCUUCACUAUUUCAAAGGUCCUGUAUUUGGAAAUAUGGACAACUUCACCGGCUUGGGCGUGUUUGUGGACACGUAUCCCAAUGAGGAGAAACAGUUAGAGGUAUGCUGGAGUAAGGCUGCUUGGAUCCCACGUGUUGUUGGAGACAAAAGUGGAGUUGAAAGAGUGUAUGAACAGUAGCUCUGGCAAAUUUAUGUGAAGGGCUGUUUUGUGUUCUUUUGUGCAUCUAUUUGGAGACAGGCACAGAAGAAAAGAUAUACUCCUCGCACACAGGUAAAAAGCUUUUGAAAAAAUUGACCACAAUCAUGAGCUGGCUUCGGAGCCUCCACUGGUCAUUGAGCAUGCUUUUCUUUCUGCAAACACCCCCUUUUAGAUACACCAUAUUUUCUGUUUUGUUCCUGCAUGAUUGUUGUGUGGUUUAACCAAAGGGAUGUGAAUUCUUCUACUGAAUUUAUGUGACUGGUUAACUUAGACAAAUUGAACUAAAGAUUUCCUUAAUGAAGUUAUUCUGCAGAAUUAUUUUUAUGUUGUAUUUCAUCUGUUUCUCUCUUUUAAAGAUGAACAGUAGUGCUUCUUUUACUUUGAGCCGGCUCUCCAGGUGCAGAAAGUGAAGAUAAAUUCUUAUGAGUUGACUUUAUUGUCAUGUGUUUUCACAUCACAAAACAACAUUUCUUGUCGGUCUAAGGCCAGACCCACUCCAACACCUCUCAGUUCUGGCUUGAAGGCAUUUUGAGUGCAAAAUUUAAAUCAAAACUAUUUCUUUGUUUUGCUUUAUUAUUAUUUUUUAUGUUCUCCAAACCACAAGAGGAUCUUCCCCUUCGUUCUGGCCAUGGUCGGCAACGGCACCGUCAGCUAUGACCACGAUCGGGACGGCAGGCCGACAGAGCUGGGAGGCUGCACCGCCAUGGUGCGCAACCUCAAACACGACACCUUCCUUUUCAUUCGGUACAUCCGCCGCAGGCUCACGGUAAGAGACCCAGACUCUGAUUGUUGUCUCCUAUCAGUCGCUUUAAUAACACCGGGAGCUCACAAAGAGCAACCUUAUUUGCAUGCACUGAAGAGGCUGGGUAGGACUUGAUAACAUUCAUGUAAUCUGUAUUUGUGAAUAGGGUGGUUUGGCUCACCUGAAGUGAACCUGGUGCAGACAGACACACACUAGAAUGAUAAACAUUCAGUCAGUCAGGAAAAACAGAUGGAAUCAAAACAUUUUGCCAUUACAUUGAUUGGUGCGUACUGCUCUAAUUCAACAAAUUGUUAACAGCUGUUCACAUAUAAUCCACAUUCAGGAUGUGAAAGGGUUCUAGUUUUCAGUCACUGUUGCCAACACGUUUUAUGAAAAGUUUGACAUCACUGGACCCUCUCUAAGAGUGACAGUCAGUCUCUUUCUGCCUCUGUGCCUCAGAUUAUGAUCGACAUUGAUGGACAGCACGAGUGGAGGGACUGCCUCGACAUACCGGGGGUGCGGCUUCCUCAGGGCUACUAUUUUGGAGCCACAGCCAUCACAGGAGAUCUCUCAGGUAAACAGCUGUCUCUGUUUUACCUUUGUGAACUCAUCCCAUUUCACUGACAUUUCAAACCCAACUUUGAUUUGCUUGAUUUAGCUAAACCAUCACCUCUGUCAGGAGAUCCAGACUCCUGGCGUUCAAACUCAACAAGCUGAGGAGUUUUUUGUCACAGCUCAAGUCAUCACACAACUAAAUAAUCUUUUAUGAAACAUUUUAUUUAAACUACUUAUUGCUAUUGAUGGUAUUAAGUUGCCCUUGAAUGCAUUCUUUGAUGAUGUGUCCCUGUGAUUUGUGUAUUUGGGUGUGUUCUUUAAGUGUCUGAGUUUUAUGGUUCUAGCUGGCUGCAAAGCAAAUUUCCCCUGAGGGGAGAAUAAAGUAAAGUGAGGUUAAGGAUACGCUUUGAUUAUAUCAGAGUUAGGAUGAAUUGAUGGAUCUGCUGUUUGAAAAGUACAUCCUUCUGUACUCCACCUUUCCUUAAUGUUAUUAAUGUUUCACCCCCAGGAAACAAUCAUUUUGGUUAUCGUAGGUUAACACCUUUGAGUGCCUUUUAAAAGUUGAUUGCAAUCUACCUCCUCACCACUAGAUGCCACUAAACACUGUUCAUUUUAAUUAACAGUUCAUUCAUGGUAAUGAGUUAUUUUGUAUAUUAACAAGAAUAGACGCUUUAGCUGCUUGAGUCAAAGAACAAAUGAAGGACAUGUUUAGACUCAAGUGUGUGGCCCUUUUAUCGCAUCUAUUCUCUGAUAUGUCGUCAUUUUCUAUAUGUUUGACCUCACUGUCAUAACGCUCAAUUCACAGACAACCAUGACAUCAUUUCCCUCAAACUCUACCAGCUGACCGUGCUGCGGAGUAAACAAGAAGAGGAAGAAGAGGAGGAAGAGAUAACUAUACCCAGUGUUGAUAACUUUGAACUACUCCGAUGUAAAGACACAAACACACUCACUCUCUUAAAUGUGGGGUUUCAUGUCACUUCCUUCAGCUGCUUUUUUAACCCGUUCUUUACCUGUGCUCCUCUCUUCUAGUGGGUCAGACUGAAGAAGGGAUGAGCGGUGUGGCCAUUUUUUUCACCGUGCUCUUCUCCAUGCUGGGCUGUAUCUUCCUCAUCGUGAUCGGCCUGGUGGUCUACAGCCACUGGAGCGAGAGCAGACGCAAGCGCUUCUACUGAGAUAACAGCCAGAGGAGGGGAUUGUUGAAUAACUGAGGUCUGUGAACCCAGCUGCACUGAGACAUCAUAAGACCGUCCUGUGAUCCAGAAGAGUGCAGUACUUUGUUCAUCUCGAGGAGGACACUGAACUGACCAGAGAUGACGCUGAUGAAUCACCUGCUCCUACAGCCAUCUGACAACUCUGCCAUUGGUCGACAUGAAGCAGUGAGAGGACUUGAUUGUUCCACCUCAGCUCCUGCCUGACAUGCACCAACUUGGCCUUACCACCUCCACCUUUGUUACAGACGUGCAAUCAUGUCACAUGACUUGAUUCUUUUUGCAAAAGUUUAGCGUUGUGGUGUUCCUUUCAUGGCUUGAGAGAUUCAUUUACACCAUACAAAAACCUGUGCUCCCAAUAGCAGUCCACCUCGCCGUCCAUUAGUGAUUCAACAAGAGGAGAGAUUCGUCUUCACUCUUUUCUUUGCAUUAGAAAAACAGUUCAGAGCCUUUUACACUGUUGUUUGACUCUAAAGUAUGUAUUGGAUAGUUAAUCGUUUACCCUCAUCCUCUAAGUGUUGUAUGCAUGAAAAUUUUGAGAGUAUUUUUAUGAAUCUCAGAUAAUUAUGGCGCCCCUUGUAAAGGUCCUUUCACACUGGAACCCUUUAUCUUCGUGUGAUUAUUUUGGAUGCCAAUAUUUUUUUCGAACCCAUAUCCCGUCAAUACAAGCGUUCACAUCAGCGACGUUUUCCCGUCCUGCGAUAUUGCGGCAUUUUUUUUUGUGGAUCACAGUCGAUUUUUCUUAAGUUUGGCAUACUGUGUGUCCACUUCUGACUAAUCAGAUUGCGUGUUGUUGUGACGUCUGAUUCACCGGUAUAUCCAACAUGGCCGACCGGCUGAUUGUUUCUGUGUCGGAGAACAGAGUGCUUUUUGAUAAAAGACACAAACAUUACAAAGAUAACGACCUGAAGGAUAGUUUGUGUGCUUUAACAGUUUGCUAAACGUCUUUGUUUUAACUUUCAUCUGUGCUAAGUAACUUUAGCUCGUAAGCUAACCUGUUCAGAUACAACAUACCAUAUGUAUUUUCACUGUCUCAAACUCAAUCGCGUUGCUGUCACAGCACCAUUAGGUCUCGGUUGUUACCUUACAUUUAUGGAUUAUAGUUUAAUGUGCUUAUCUGGUACUGGCCCCGACUCAGUACAUGCUAUCACGACCAUAGACUGUAUAUACUAUGGACAACUUGGUUCCGCCUACCGCUUGUAUACGGAUUUGAAGCCAAAAAGCUCUCGGUAUUUCCGGGAUUUUUCUUCAUUUCUUGAAACCAGUAGCCGAGAGUCGCUGUGAUGACGCUCCGCUCAAACAGCGUAUCCCCCAGAUGAGCUACACAAUCCCUGAACGCCCAUAGGCUGUAUCAGAUGUCAAUCAUAGAAAACAUGAACCCCCUAAUGACUUUUAAAAACGGAGCUUCACAGAAAAAAGAGGACUUGAGCACAAACCAGUCUUACAAUAACUACAUGUCAACAUCACAACCAGGGGGGAGAAAAAUUUAUGAUCUGUGUAAUAAAUUUCUAAAGUUUGUCCACAGCCCCAUAAGCUUUGCUGGCGGAGGCGGGAUUCAUGACCUAUACUGCCGCCCAUCAACAGAGGGUGCUGUUCUCGGAGUGGCUUCACUCAGCAAGGACGCAGUCUCUGUCCAUUCUAUAUACAGUCUAUGAUCAUGACAGACAGCCAUCUCAACACUAGUGUCUAAUCAGAACUGAAAAACACUCAGUCUGCUGUUGUGUCAGUCUUCUCGCUUCCACCUGGAACGCGUCAUUUUUCCCCCCGGAAAGUCGCAAAAUCGCGUCACACUUGAUGUGUAAAAAUUCGCCUCAGAAUAUUUUUAAUUUCACAUCAGAUAUUCGCAUCGGUCCCGGUGUGUAAGGACCUCAAGGCUUAGGGAGAGCUGAGUUUGUCUCAUUGGGGCAUGUGCAGAGAGUUUGUGUGUUUCAGGGAGAAUAUUUAAUCUUUAUUGAAUUUUUAAUUUUUGAAACAAUCUUGUGAAAUAUUUAUAUUUCUUUUAAAUGUAAUUACAGAAGAUUUAUUGGCAUCAAAGCGAAUUGCUCCAAAUGUAUUUCAAACAGAUGCUUUUAAAUGUUUGCCUUGCACUGAAGGGAGAGCUUCAAAGAGUUUAUUGACUACUCAUUACAUAACUUUUACCCAGUCCCUUUUUGUUUACCUUUUUUUUUGUGUUUGCACUUUGAAUGCUACAACAGCCUUUCUUAUUGUUGUUUUGUUGUGUCCUAUUUAAAAGCACUACACUUCUUUAUAAGUUUUUUCUUUUUUUAAUGAACCGCACAAACAUGCUGGUUUUGCCUCAGGAUGCUUGUAAAGAUCAUUUAGAGUUUUUACUGUUUUAGUUCAAUCCUACGCUGUGUGAGGAUGUUCUCACCUCCUAUAGCCACUUUAACAACCGUCCUACCUUAUUUAUACACUACCAUCUAUUUUUCACCUUCUGUUUGUUGUUUUUAUUUGAACACCGUGCCUCUCUCUCAUUGUAUGCCCCAUGUCUUAUAACCAUUAUGUUUCUUUGUCCUUAACUUAUUCAUGUGUUAUUAAAGUAAACAAUAAGUCUCUACACUUAUUGUUUAAGAUGA